Molecule: messenger RNA, 1327 nt
Organism: Kogia breviceps (pygmy sperm whale)
Lineage: Eukaryota; Metazoa; Chordata; Mammalia; Artiodactyla; Physeteridae
Gene: PTPN7
Product: protein tyrosine phosphatase non-receptor type 7
Biological process (GO): peptidyl-tyrosine dephosphorylation; signal transduction
Cellular component (GO): cell junction; plasma membrane; cytosol
Molecular function (GO): protein kinase binding; protein tyrosine phosphatase activity
Source: RefSeq, a predicted model, not a curated record
GCAAGAGGCGCUGGGGGACACAGCUGCUUCAGCUGCCGCCUCCCGGGUGCCCCGCCACUUCCUGGGGAACGGAAGACACCCCGGUGAAAACAGACGUGCCAGAGAGCAGAAAACCGGCCUGGGCCUGGGAGCCUCCUCUGGCCGGCCAGGCAGCCCAGGGGUCAAAGCUCAUGGCCGCGUGAGCCUCCCCUGGGCCCAGCCCCCCGGCAUGGUCCAGGCCCGCGGGCAGUACUCCAGAGCACAGCCGCGGGCCCCCCUUCCCCCGAGGGCAGCCAUGACCCAGCUUCCACCUGACCAGGCGCCGGCCAAGAAGCACGUGCGCCUGCAGGAGAGGCGCGGCUCCAACGUGGCUCUGAUGCUGGACGUGCGGUCCCUGGGGGCCGUGGAGCCCAUCUGCUCGGUGCGCACGCCCCAGGAGGUCACCCUGCACUUUCUGCGCACAGCCAGGCACCCCCUCACCCGCCGGGCCCUGCAGCACCAGCCACCCAGCCCCAAGCAGCUGGAAGAGGAAUUCUUGAAGAUCCCCUCAAACUUUGUCAGCCCUGAAGACCUGGAUAUUCCUGGCCACGCCUCCAAGGACCGAUACAAGACCAUCCUGCCAAACCCCCAGAGCCGCGUCUGUCUGGGUCGGGCGCAGAGCCAGGAGGACGGAGAUUACAUCAACGCCAACUACAUCCGGGGAUUCGGUGGGAAGGACAAGGCCUACAUCGCCACCCAGGGCCCUAUGCCCAACACCGUGUCGGACUUCUGGGAGAUGGUGUGGCAGGAGGAGACGUCCCUCAUCGUCAUGCUGACUCAGCUCCGAGAGGGCAAGGAGAAGUGUGUCCACUACUGGCCCGCGGAGGAGGAGACCUACGGGCCCUUCCGCAUCCAUGUCCAGGACGUGAGAGAGCGCCCGGAAUACACCGUGAGGCAGCUCACCAUGCAGCACCAGGAAGAGCGCCGGUCAGUGAAGCACAUCCUCUUCUCGGCCUGGCCUGACCACCAGACCCCAGAAUCGGCUGGGCCCCUGCUGCGCCUGGUGGCCGAGGUGGAGGACAGUCCAGAGACAGCCGCCAACACUGGGCCCGUCGUGGUCCACUGCAGCGCAGGGAUCGGCCGGACUGGCUGCUUCAUCGCCACCCGCAUCGGCUGCCAACAGCUGAAGGCCCUCGGGGAAGUGGACAUCCUGGGCAUCGUGUGCCAGCUGCGGCUGGACAGGGGAGGCAUGAUCCAGACCGCGGAGCAGUACCGGUUCCUGCACCACACCUUGGCCUUGUACGCCGCCCAGCUGCCGGAGGGGCCCAGCCCCUGACCCUGGCACCCUCCCCCGCCCAGGCCGCUUCCC